Seminavis robusta is the source of this 810-nucleotide messenger RNA. The record is from the annotation of a GenBank genome assembly. NCBI's taxonomy places the organism in Eukaryota, Bacillariophyta, Bacillariophyceae, Naviculales, Naviculaceae.
AUGGCGGUUCGGAUAAUUCCACUUCUCCUGGGGUUUCCCUUUGUGACUCUGACUCUGGCCGUACUGAAAGAAAUGAAGAAGACUGGCUUUGACCUCAUUGCUCAUGCCCAAAACAAGAAGAAGUGUGUCGACAUUUACCGUAGCCAUCAGAACCUUCCACCCCUUGAACCAAUUUCUUUGAACGAUCUUCUAGGAACCAAGCUCAUCAAGUAUGCCUGGAAUGGCAAGCGGCUCAUGUUGAAUCCUGAUCCCAAUGCCUUUCCUGAUCGAGAGGAUCUCGAGAACUUCAAGAUAUUGAAGCUGGCUCUUCCCCACCCCCAACGCGAUCCUGAGCUGCUGGAUGUUGUGUGCAAGGCAUUUGACUAUGAUGAAGACACCUACCGCGUUGUCUAUGACAAGCAUUUGGCUUGCUUCAGUCUCAUCACAGAGUGCGAGAAUCCUUGGGCGUAUGACGACGAAUGCGAGGAGCGAGAGUCUGAACCUGAUGAUGGCAUUGCGAAUGCCAUGGAAGCUUUGAAAGAGAAGUGGGCGAAGGAAACUGCUUUGGAAGCAGCGGCCGAUGAUAGUGUCACCUACGGUGACACCACUGACAGUGGCGAAAUCGACAGUCCUUCACCUGCCAAGGCAAAGGCCUCUGCUAAAGCCCCUCUUCUCGACUGUUUGUCUCAAGUGGCCGCAUGCUUUGAGCGCUCUUCUUCUUUCGAUAGUCACGCAGCUGUCGAGGAGUUAAUGGCGUCCCCGCCAACCAAGAAGAAGAAGUACUCAUUCCCGUAUUCCGUCGACAGUGAUGUCAAGUCUCCCCAAUACUGA